This is a messenger RNA of Rhizophagus irregularis DAOM 181602=DAOM 197198, 1641 nucleotides long. RefSeq lists its product as uncharacterized. The record is from RefSeq and is a predicted model, not a curated record. NCBI's taxonomy places the organism in Eukaryota, Fungi, Glomeromycota, Glomeromycetes, Glomerales, Glomeraceae.
AUGACAUACUCAAAAAUAAUUUCAGGAGAUUUACCCGAAUUAACAUAUGAAAUUAUACAAUAUUUACGAAAUGAUAUUUCAACAUUGUAUUCAUGUAUUUUAGUUAAUAGAUUAUGGUGUCGUUUAACGAUUCCAUUAUUAUGGGAAGAUCCUUUUUCAAUUAAAGAAUCUAAAAAUUAUCAUUUCAUUGAAAUUUAUUUAAAAUGUUUAAAUGAAAAUGAUAAAGAAAAAUUACAAGAUUAUGGUAUUAAUAAAAAUUUAUUUCCUUUAAAUACAUUAUUAUUCAAUUAUCCUAGUUUCAUUAAACAUUUAAAUACAUGGGAUAUUAUUUCAAUUAUUAAAUUGUGGGCUAUAACAGUUAGAAAUUUAUCAACUGGAGAAAUUGGAAAUCAAUCAAAUCAAAUUACAUUACAAUCAUAUCCAGAAUAUGAUCUUUUUAAAUUUAUAUAUGAAUCAUUAUUUAAAAUAUUUAUUGAAAGAGAAGCAAAUUUAAAUACUUUUGAUAUUUUUAUCUUUUCAAAUGAUGAUUGUGAUUAUUUUAAUAUUGCUUUUAAAUUAAUUUUACAAAAUCAAAGUUUCAUUCAUAAUAUCAAAAAUUUAAAUUUAACCAUUUACUCAGCACGUAUAAAUAUAACAACAAUUAUUCCUUAUUUAAAAUCAAUUAAUACAAUUUCAUCACUUUAUUAUAACUUUUAUGGUCAUGGUUAUAAUCCGAAGAAUUUUAAUAAAAUUCAUUUAUCACAAAUAAUUAAUUCCCAAAACAAUCUCAAAAAAAUUGUUUUUGAUUCAAGUAGAAAUCCCAUAAAUUAUUUAUUUACUUCAUUAAAACAUUCCAAUUCUUCCAAUACUUUAAGAAUAAUUACUUUUCGUAAAAUUGUUUUUAAUGAUACUUUUAAUGAAGUAUUUGAACAAUUAAAUGUUUUAGAAUCUAUUCAUAUUAUUGAUUGUAAAGCUUUAAAUUCUUUUAUUCAACAAAUUCUUGAUAUUACCAAACCUUUUAAAUUAAAAACUUUAUUUAUGAAGAAGGAAUUACCAAAUAUUGAUUUAUUACAAUUAUUAUUACAAAAAUCUGGUAAUUAUAUAGAAAAUGUUAGUUUUGGGCCAUUAAUGAAUAAUGAUACAAAACGAAAAUCAUUUGAAUUAAUUACAAGAUAUUGUAAAAAGAUUCAAUUUCUUGAGUUACUCGGAUUUGAUCAUCAAAAUAUUUAUUCAUUAUUAUUAUUCAAUUUGGUUCAAAAUCUUAAUUACCUUUCAAUUUAUUAUAUUGAUGCUAAUUUAUUUGUAUUACAAAAUUUAGAUCAAAUCCUUCCUUUUAAAUUAGAAUAUUUAAAUUUAAAUUUUUUUAUUGAAAAUGCAAGUGAUUUUGAAAUAUUUUUAAGAAAUUCUCGAAAUAUUUUUAUCAAUAGAUUAUGUAUUAAAAUUAGGAUGCGUGAAAGUGUUGAUAUUUUACCUUAUAUAAAAGAAUAUAUUAUGAAAAAGAAAAGAGUUAAAUAUUUAGGUUUUAAGGUGAAAGAUGUUGAUUUAUUCUCUUUAAAAGAUGAAGUAAAGGAAUUUGAAUUAUAUAAUAUUAAGGUUCAAAAUUAUUAUUCUUCAAGUACUGAAUUUGUUUAUUAUUUAAAAGAAAAAUGUAUUAGUAGUUAA